This is a messenger RNA of Daldinia caldariorum, 2349 nucleotides long. Its product is annotated as MFS general substrate transporter. The transcript is spliced from 4 exons. Gene Ontology annotation, biological process: xenobiotic detoxification by transmembrane export across the plasma membrane. NCBI's taxonomy places the organism in Eukaryota, Fungi, Ascomycota, Sordariomycetes, Xylariales, Hypoxylaceae. Gene Ontology annotation, molecular function: fluconazole transmembrane transporter activity. Bases 1 to 1761 code for a protein of 586 amino acids. The record is from RefSeq and is a predicted model, not a curated record.
AUGUCCAGAAGCAUGCGGGAAGUCAUCCGCGAGACGAGCAUCGGACAGAUUGCUCGCUUAAUUUUCGGCCGCAAGGAUCUGUUUCCUUACCCAGAAGAGCUCCCCUCGUUCCAGCUCCCGGCUAGUCUAAAUGCCGGCAGUCCAACCGCGCUCCUGGACCGCAGGCUAGAGGACGAGCUUAAGAAGCAAGGACACACCUCCCGCGUCCAGCCAUCGGUCCUCUCUACGGGCGCAAAUACACCUUCUGACGAGAAGGACCUUGAAGCUGGCACCGCGCAGAUAUGGGACAGUGGUCUGCCGAGUCCAGCCAUAACUGGCAAUGCCACCCCUAAGGGCGCGCGCGAGCCCGUCAUAGUGGGUUGGUACGAUGCCGCGGACUCAGCCAAUCCUAAAACUUGGCCGUUCAAGAGGAAGUUGUUCAUCACCACGCAGAUGGGCUUAUACACCUUUGCCGUUUACAUAGGCUCGUCCUUGUAUGCCCCAGCCGAGGCAGAUAUCAUGGCUUCUUUCGACGCAAGCUACGAAGUGGCCGCAUUGGGUAUCGCGCUGUAUGUGUUUGGCUACGGGGUCGGACCAUUGUUAUGGUCACCACUGUCCGAGAUGCCUGCGGUCGGACGCUCGGGAAUUUUCAUAGUAACAUUUUUCAUCUUCGUUACAUUAGCACUCGGAGCCUCGUUAGUCAACAGCCUCGGCGGGUUAUUCGUGCUCCGCUUCCUCCUAGGCUUUUUCGGGUCGCCGUGUCUUGCCGCAGCUGGUGCUACACUUGACGACAUGUUCGUGGCGUGGAAACUGCCGUAUGUACUAACAAUAUGGUCGACGUCGGCGACUUUGGGACCAGCAUUAGGGCCUAUCAUAUCCGGAUUUGCGGUGGCUGAGAAAGGCUGGCGAUGGAGCGGAUGGGAACUCUUUUGGAUGGCGGCGCCGGUAUGGGUGCUUAUGUUCUUGACUUUACCGGAGACAAACCCAGACACUAUCCUUCACAGAAGAGCGAACAGGUUGCGUGCGCGUACAGGACGGUCUGAAUUAACAACUGCGGAAGAUCUCAAGCGCGCCCAUAUGACUGUACGUCAAGAGGUCGUCUACGCUUUAAUCAAGCCUUUCCAGAUUAAUGCUCUUGACCCUGCUAUCCUUUACACCACAUGUUACGCCGCAGUCCUCUACGCGACGUACUAUUCCUUCUUCGAGGCGUUCCCGAUUGUGUUCUCCGAUAUGCAUGGCUUCAAUCUCGGUGAGUCUGGCUUGCCGUUCCUGGCUUUUGUGCCGGGUCUGUUCAUUGCCGUAUUGGGCUAUAUUGGCUGGUUCCGACUUAAGGCAGAAUCUGUGAUGCGCCGGGAACCCCCGCCUUUAUACGGGUUUCCUGAGGCGAGGUUGCUUCCGGGAGUGGCGACGACAUUUCUAGCCCCUGUCGGAUUGUUCAUUUACGCAUGGACCUCGCGACCAGAUGUCCACUGGAUCGUGCCGAUUAUAGGUCUGACAAUACUUUUUGUUUCCAUCUUCAUUGCCUUCCAGUGUAUGAGCUUCUACAUUGCCCGAUGCUACCCGAAGUAUUCAGCCUCCUUAUUCGCUGCGAAUACCUUUGCGCGAAGCUCUUUUGCCGCAGGGUCAAUCCUAUUCUCCAGGCCUAUGUAUGAAAGAUUAGGUGUGGGCGGAGGAGUAAGCCUGCUCGGCGGCCUCUCCAUUCUAUGCGCGAUUGGUAUGAUUUGUUUGUACUUAUAUGGCGAUAGAUUAAGAGCUAGAAGUAGAUUUGCUCAGUCAUCUUGAAAGUUUAGAAAAGAAAUAUGUAUAUAGAGGGUAAUGCACGCACAGACCAGAAUACCUAUGGAUCAAACGUUGUUUCAAAGAUCGAAAAGCCAGAUAUAGUUCGAGGGAUUGGGCAAAGAUAUUGGACUCAAGUUGAGCCCAUUGCCGAGUAAUAUUAUAAUCCGUCCAGACGGUUGGUUGAUGCAAUGCUAUAUGAUACAAGCUUAAGCUUAUGUGUUGGAGUCCAUGGACUCUUCCCAUCGAAAGGGCCUCUUUUAUGUAUAUACCUACCUACACGGCUACGAACCGAAAUUGCAAAGUGCGUUCGCAUAUCUGUCACCCGAAUCUAACCCGUCCCUCUAAUAAGAUAUCCUUGUUUGUUUGUUUUUGCCGAUCACUCGAAAGCUAUAUCCGGUACCUCCCAAGCUUAACCUAAUAUAUGCUAAGUCCGAUGGGGUAUGUUGUGUCAUUCCCUAGUCAUAAGAAGAAAACUAGAGUUUCUCAGCCACAGAAGCGAUUAUUUCCUCAACGCCGAUUAACGAUGUGGUUGCAAGUAGAAAUGAAUAUAACCGGCUUCAUCCGUAUUUAAGAACAAGGUAUGCGAGUUCC